Molecule: messenger RNA, 3723 nt
Organism: Plectropomus leopardus (leopard coralgrouper)
Lineage: Eukaryota; Metazoa; Chordata; Actinopteri; Perciformes; Serranidae
Product: interleukin-6 receptor subunit beta-like
Biological process (GO): cytokine-mediated signaling pathway
Cellular component (GO): external side of plasma membrane
Molecular function (GO): cytokine receptor activity; protein binding
Source: RefSeq, a predicted model, not a curated record
UGGGUAAUACCUCCCGUUUAUUUCAGUGUUUGCUUCAGUUCCUGUUACAUGGUGGCUAAAGUACAGAGAGUGUGGUGCAGUGUAGUCUACAGUCAGCAGAUUCAAACACCGUAAACAUGAUGAGUAUUGUUGUAUUUUAUCUGAAGAUCUCGCAGCUCUAAAUCUAUUUUAAAAGUCGUUUUUUUUCCUUUGUGGUAAUGGGAUCAAAGACAUGUAUACCUUUCUAGCCCUCUUUAUCCUGGCUGUGAGUCCCUCCAUUUGUAAAGGCCAACACGAGAACAUCUGCAACGUUGCCCCUAAAGAUCAGUACAUUGAAGUGGGAUCUGAUAUCAGUAUAGUCUGUCAGACUUCAUGCAUCAAUGGCAAAAUCUUCUGGACACUGAACAACAGACCUGUAGAUGAAAGCCUGUCAUACACAACCAGCCCCUCUCACACAGUCCUGACGCUGAGGAACUUCACUCACCACAGUGCUACACUGCAGUGCCACAGCAGGGCCACUCACCAAGUCCUUGGAGGCACCACCAUCAGAACCUACUCAAAACCCAGCAACAUAUCAUGCAUGUUGAGAAGUACAGAUCAGGAGGAACAGCUUUUACCAGACCUGUUCACAUGCACAUGGAAGCAUCGGCAUAAUUCUUCAGUGAAAGUACAAUAUAGUGUACUGAGUGCCUCUUCCCAGAGUGAGAUUUGUGGCUCACUUUGGCCUACAACAACAUGCACAGCCAAAGAUAUUGAAAGUUCAACAAUUCAGAUGGGGAUUACCAACAUCACUGUGAGAGCUAAAAUUGCUGCAUGGAACGUUGACUCUGACCCUUAUGAAUUUGACCCAAAACGCAGAUUGCAAAUUAUCCGUCCAAAGUUACGUGUAACUCCGUCCUCUGAUAAUGUGUUGGUCGAGUGGAGCCGGUCACUCUCGUCAGUGUCCGAGUGUCACUGUCAAGUCAAUUACAGCAAGGCUGUUGAUGGAAGAACUCUAGAGUGGAUAGAGAUCUAUAAGACUCUGGGGGAAGGCAAAAGGGAUGGGAAAGAGACCAUUAGAGCAGUGGAUUCCUGCAGUAACUACACAUUUUCAGUCCGCUGUGCUUUACACGAAGCACCCUGGAGCGAGUGGAGCGAGGAGAAGACCAUUCUGACCAAACUGAACAAAAAUGAUGUCAAGCUGCACCUGUGGAGAAAAAUAGCUGAACCACAGGAAAAUGGACUAAGAAAAGUUCAUGCCAUGUGGAUGGAGAUUCCCUCAGGAUGCGAAGAGACAUUUACCUACAAAAUCACACAGACUCCCUACAAGGAAAACAAGAAGGGAGUGAAUAAUACGGAAACGUUAUGUGGCAAGUCGACCUGCGACAUUGAUGUGAACCAAGAUGCACACAGAAUGACUCUCACCCUCUCCCAUGAAGAUGCUCUGUUUGUGGAGGACUCUGUUUAUGUUCCAGCCAUUGGCGAGAGCCUCCCUCAAAUUACCGACAUCCAGACGUCAACCCAUGAAGGUGUUAUUCUGGUCAACUGGAAGUCUCAGCCUGUCAGUGGUUACAUCAUCGACUGGACCCACGAUGGAAAUCAAUACUAUUGGAAGCAGAGCAAAUACACAAACACAACACUGACUGACCUCCUGGAUAAGAAGCCAUACAAUAUAACAGUAACUCCCCUCUUUGAUGACAAGACAGGUCAUGGCACACAAGCCCAUCAGAUCUGCUCCAGUUUAGGAGAUCCAGGAAACAUCACUAUCUCUGUCAAGGCCUAUGACAAAAGUGCAGAUGUGAGGAUUGUGAUGUCUCAGGAGACAUGCAGUGGUAUCAUUGUCAACUACACUGUCUUCCUCAGUGCACAGGAAAGACCACAGCUCAAUGUAACUGUGGAUGGCACAGAGCAGUACAUCUCUUUGAAAGAUCUGAAUCCAGACACCCACUACAGCGUCUACGUCGAGGCCACAGCUCUUACUGGAUCUACCAAAAGCAGUGAGACGUUCCUCUUUAAAACACAAAAGUUUGGUCCCGGGCUCAUCGCAGCAGUCAGUGUCUGUGGAAGCAUCAUUAUACUUCUCGUGUUAUCUCUUGGAUUAUGCUGUGCUGUCCAGUGGAAGAGAUUCAGGGAGAAGCCGGUGCCAGAUCCUGGCAGCAGUUCUGUGGCGUUGUUGCUGUCGCCAAGUCGUCAAGAUGAGGGAAUAUGUCCCUUCCCGCCGUUCAGUAAUCCACGUGAAAGCAUCUGUGAGAGGGUUUACACAGUGGAAACUCAGAAAACGUCCACCUCUCCACUUGCCCAAGGAUGUAAUGAAAAGCCAGCCAGUCACCAGACAGAGGAAGACGUUGACCCGGUCACGGUUCCAGCACCACACGUAGAGAAUAAAGACCCAGUGGACGCUGUAGAGACACAGCAUCUGUCUUCUCCUGAUGACUCCACAGCUCUGCUUCCCUCAGAGAACUACCCGAGCAGCCCGUAUCGAAGUCAGACUCCUGUGCAAAGUCCCACCAGUAAAAGUUGUAAGCAUAUUCCAAUGAAUCAGCCAGAGAAGACGACACCAAUGACAGUUUAUGUAACUAUGGACAUGUUUGCACAAGGCCAGGGCAGAUGAGAGGACUGGAAACAACUUGCCGAGAAUCAAGAUGUCAGCUCUGAGAAAAACAGAUUAAUUCUUGCCAAAGACUUGCAUGGUCGUGUUUGGCAUUAUCCUGCUUGGCACUGUGUCCACUGUAUAAUAUCAAAUUUCAUAACCAAGGUCAUAAAAUGUUUUGUGUAAAUUAAAGUACAUCAAAUAUAGUUAUUGUUGAUUGAUGUAAAUGUAAUAUUUAUAGCUAUGUGUAUAAUAGCUGCUUUAUUGAGUAAUAUUAACGUCUUUUACAGGACUUUUUUUUUUACAUUACAUGGAGAUAACUGUAUAUCCCUUUAGCAACAGUUUUUUCCCCUCAUUUGUCUCAUUUUUUUUCCGCGGUGAUGACGUCUAUGCCAUGAUGUGGACCAUUCAGAACUCUUAAAAGAAAUUGCACUUAUUUUAAGAGGUUUUGCUUUUUAUACAGCAAAGAAAUAACGGCCUAAAUUAUCUAGUGGAAGUUGAAAUUAUGACAUUAAACAUAUAUAUAUGUACAGUCUGUAUUAUAUUAAACUAUAUAGCAUUAUUAUUAUUAUUAUGUAAGUCGUGGAAAUUAUAUUUUGAAGUAAAAACCUGAAUAUUAGCCAUGUAUUAUGAUAAGCUUGUCGUAUGUUUUCUGUGUUAUCCAUCAUAUCUUAUGACAGUAGGAAACUGCUCACUUUUCACCAGAAAGCUUCCUAUGCAAAUUGGCAUCACAUUUAACAGUGACACACACACACACACACACACACACACACACACACACACACACACACACACACACACACACACACACACAUAAGUUGUGUAGAAUUUAUUGUUUCAUAGCAGAUUUUACAUGUGCCUGAGAUAGUUUUGUUCUUUUAGGGAAAAAUUGAGGACCAAUGCCAUCAGAACUGCACUCAACAAGGUGUUUACAGCUCUAAUGCUUUAUUUCAUUUUGUUAGAGUUCAAACUUUAUUAACUUCCAAAGGAUACUGCAACAUUUAAUAAUUAUUCUCCAAGUUAAGCAGGUUCGAAAACUGUUAUGAAUUUAGAGCCUUAUUUCUAUUGAACAUGUAACAACAACAAUAUGCAUAAGGAGGGGUUUGAAGCAGAAAAUCACACUGGACAAGAAUAUUUAAUAAGAAAAUUGAAUAAAGUGAAUAAUUUGUGUUUUA